Messenger RNA from Morchella sextelata, 3999 nucleotides. RefSeq lists its product as uncharacterized. Bases 1 to 3999 code for a protein of 1332 amino acids. The transcript is spliced from 4 exons. Gene Ontology annotation, biological process: DNA integration. The record is from RefSeq and is a predicted model, not a curated record. Gene Ontology annotation, molecular function: nucleic acid binding. Lineage: Eukaryota; Fungi; Ascomycota; Pezizomycetes; Pezizales; Morchellaceae.
AUGUCCGACACCACUCAAGAUACGUUGUUACAGCGUCUUUCAGAAUUUCUGAUCACCUAUGGUCCCCUCCCAGGCGAUAUAGACUUCGGCGAAGAACUUACCGAGGCUCAUAGUCUUAUUGCUGAGUGUUUGGAGGCUCUCACCAAGCCUCUCGACACCCCCACGCCACCAGAACCCGUCAUCGAUACGGCCCAGGAAGAGCAAACCUUGUGCGAUAACCAGGAAGAUUCUACCGAGAUCAUCCGAGGUCGUGACGAGGUUAUCGUUGCUUUGAAAAUUGAGCUGGAGGAAUCGAAGGCUGAAGAAGAAGAGCUUCGGUAUCGCCUGGCACUACAUCAGGAAAGUCUCGCCACCGCUGACGAGAACCUCGCUGAUGCUGAAGAUGAGAUUCUUCACAUCACCUCUGUUGCAAAGGCCUGGGAGGCCCAAGCCAAUGUCACCAUCGCUGAUCUUCGUUCUCGCAUCUCUGCCGCCAUAGUUAAGCCCCGAUCCCGCCAUGUCUCUGUUAAACCUCGUUAUCUCACCCCUCGCUCCCAAGACCCCCGUACCAUCAACAAUUGGCGAGAAAAGCCAAUUGAACAAGUGUCUCAAAAGCCGGCGUUAAAAGCCCCGCCACCUGUUUCUGUUCUCCCUGCUGCUGCUGUGUCUGAGGAUAAAAUGUCCGAAGACUCUCUUGUUGUUACCUGUUCGGUCUCUCAGAAUCUCGACUCUUUUAUUCCCACCUACGCUCUCAUUGAUACUGGAGCAUCAGGAUAUGCUUUUAUCGAUGAAUCUUUUGUACGCCACAACAAUCUCACAAUGACCCGCCUUAAAGUACCUCGUCAGGUAUAUGUUAUGGAUGGGAGGCCUAUUGAAUCAGGAAAGAUCACCCAUAUUGUCAAUGUGUCGCUGGAUAUCCAUGGUCAUCGAGAAACUGCAUCAUGUUUUGUAACGAAGCUGGGACACUAUCCAAUUGUGAUGGGAAUACCUUGGAUGCGACGUCACGAUGUUACGAUUCGGCCGAAGGAAAAUUUACUUGUUUUUGACUCUCGAAACUGUUGUCAACACUGUUCACUCAGUGGAACGACAGUCACUGUCCAUGGAAUAUCGAUCCCCCUACCGGAACAUCAUACUGUUGUCGUUUCAGCAGUUGAGAAAUCCACCAUCGACGUCAAGCAACUAGUACCAAAGGAGUUCCACCAUCGUCUCCACAUGUUCCAAGAAUAUGAUGCUUCUGUCCUGCCGCCACAUCGACCGUCCCAUGAUAUUGAGAUCGUAUUGGAGGAAGGUAAACGACCUCCAUAUGGACCAAUAUACGGCCUAUCCCAGAUCGAAUUAAAAGCGCUACGGGAAUACCUUAAUGAAAAUCUACCAAAGGGAUUUAUCAGGGCUAGUGAAUCACCGGCGGGAGCACCCAUACUUUUCGUAAAGAAAAGUGAUGGGACUCUUCGACUCUGUGUGGACUAUCGAGGUUUAAAUGCGAUUACUGUUAAAAAUCGAUAUCCAUUACCACUGUUAAAGGAAACUUUGGCCAAGCUUUCGAGGGCACAAUAUUAUACCAAGUUGGAUCUACGUUGGGGAUAUAAUCAGAUCAGGGUAGCCGAGGGAGAUGAAUGGAAGACGGCUUUCAGGACUCGUUAUGGACAUUUCGAGUACACAGACCAUAUUCAGAAGGUUCUAAAGGUACUUGAUGAGAAUCAUGUUCACCUUAAACCCGAAAAAUGCGAGUUUAUGGUUCAGGAAACGAAGUAUCUCGGCCUUAUUCUCACUCCGGAUGGGAAUAGGAUGGAUCCAAAGAAAGUUGUUGAUGUGUUAGAUUGGUCCACACCAAGGAAUCUUCAUGACGUUCAAGUAUUUCUGGGAUUUGCGAAUUUCUAUCGGCGCUUUAUCUUGGGAUAUUCGAAAAUUGUUGCUCCGCUUACAGCCUUAACGAAGAAAAAUGUUAAAUUUGAAUGGACAGAUGGAAGAGAAGAAGCAUUCCAAACAUUGAAAAAGAUGUUUACAACGGCACCAAUCCUAGCGCAUUUUGAUCCAGAUCGAAGAAUCGUGGUAGAAACUGAUGCGUCAGAUUAUGUCUCUGCAGGAAUUCUAUCUCAACGUGAUGAUGAAGGGAUCCUACAUCCGGUCGCAUUCUUCUCCAAGAAGCAUUCCCCUGUGGAAUGUAACUAUGAAAUCUAUGACAAAGAACUCCUGGCAAUCAUACGAUGUUUUGAGGAAUGGCGACAUCAUUUAGAGGGGGCACAAUUCCCAAUUGAAGUUCUUAGCGACCAUCGGAACCUCGAAUAUUUUAUGUCAACAAAGUUAUUAAACCGUCGACAAGCCCGUUGGUCAGAAUUUCUUUCACAUUUCGAUUUCGUCAUUCAAUUUAGAUCAGGAAAACAAGGGGCGAAACCAGAUGCAUUGACUAGGAGGUCAGGUGACCUACCUAAAGAAGGGGAUGAGCGGUUGACCCAUCAGAGUCAAGUAGUGUUGAAGCGAAAAAAUUUAGAUGCAAAGCUAAGUUUGUUCGCGGGUUCUUUUUCAAAUGAAUCCGCUGAAGGAAUGUCCACUGUAGAAGAGUUGUUUUUAAAUGCUUACCAAGUUGACAGUUUCCCGAACAAAGUCCUUGCAAUGCUUCGGAAUGGCGUCCGUUACUCGAAUAAGAUUUCGCUUGCUGAAUGCACGGAAGACAAUAACGGUCGGCUACUUUAUCGUGGCGCACUCUAUGUACCGGAUGACAACGAUCUUCGGCUAAGACUCCUAAAGGAACAUCAUGACAAACCAUCGGCAGGCCAUCCAGGCAAAGCGAAGACUCUGGAACUCCUGAAUCGAGAGUACUACUGGCCACAGAUGCGAAAAUAUGUCGACCAGUACGUUAGGAAUUGCAAUGUGUGUGACCGUAGCAAGGCACCAUGCAAUGCACCUUAUGGGGUACUUCGACCUAUGCCAAUACCCGAUGGACCAUGGAGGGACGUAUCAAUGGAUUUCAUUACUGAUCUUCCGGAAAGCGAUGGAUAUAAUGAGAUAUUGGUGGUAGUGGAUCGACUAACCAAGAUGCGACAUCUGAUUCCCACAACUAAAGAGGCGGAUUCAAAAGAAGUAGCGACGUUGUAUAUCGAUAAUGUUUGGAAAUUACAUGGACUCCCUGAAACUAUGGUAUCUGAUCGAGGAACACAAUUUGUUGCGGAAUUCUGGAGGUCCCUUUGCGAUCGUUUGGAAAUAUCGCCAAAGUUCUCUACAGCGUUUCACCCCCAGACGGAUGGACAAACGGAAAGAAUCAAUGCUGUGAUGGAACAAUACCUUCGAAGUUAUGUUUCUUAUCAACAGGACGACUGGGUUCGAUGGUUGCCAAUGGCCGAGUUUGCAACAAAUAACCAUGCUUCUGAAACGACGAGAAUCUCUCCAUUUUACGCCAACUCGGGGAGGAAUCCAAGAAUGACUUUUGGUCCCUUGGAACAUGGUAGGACGACAGCGGAGGAUCAGGCUAAUAGUAUUGCAAGGGAGAUGAAGGAUAUAUUAGAUUUCCUAAAGGAUGAACUAUUCCGAGCGCAAAGAAUUCGGGAAGAAUCGGCCAAUAUACGUCGAACUCCAGCACCUCACUAUCGUGUGGGGGAUAAAGUUUUCUUAUCGACCCGCUAUAUCCUUACCAAACGACCAUCGAAGAAACUCGAUUGGAAGCGUAUUGGGCCGUAUGCUAUUAAGCGAAUCGUUAAUCCCUAUGCCUACGAGUUGGAACUUCCCCAUUCUAUGAAGGUUCAUCCCGUAUUCCAUGUCUCUUUAUUGUCGUCUGCAGCAAACGAUCCUUUACCAGGACAACAACAGUUACUACCACCGCCGGUCGAAGUUGAAGGACAGGAGGAGUGGGAAGUCGAGGAUAUUUUGGAUUCCAGGGAUCGUCGGGGAAGAUUUGAAUACUUGGUAAAGUAUAUUGGUUAUGAUGAAGCUUCGUGGCAGCCAUUGUCGGAUGUCGAACACUCGCCCGAUAUCGUCAAACGAUUCCAUGAACGUUAUCCACGGAAGCCUAAGCCUACCAGGAGGUAG